AUGUUAGUCUACGGCUUGGCUGCAGACGCCGUGGAUGAAUACGUUCGAAUAAGUCAGUCAACCGCUCGAGUUGCCCUUCAACGUUUUUGUGCCGGGGUCAUUGAUCAGUUCGGAACCGAGUACCUGCUGUUCGAUGAAGUUCUGCAUGGUCGAGCUCCUCCGGUAAAUUUUACAGUUAACGGCCAUGAAUACAACAUGGCUUAUUACUUAGCCGACGGCAUUUAUCCAAAGUGGGCAAAUUUUAUUCAGGGUAUCACACACCCUCAACUUCAGAAGGAUAAAAUGUUCGCUGACCAUCAGGCUGCUGCUCGGAAGGACGUUGAAAGAGCUUUCGGUGUUUUGCAAGCUCGAUUUGCAAUAAUACGAAAACCAUCACUGGCGUACAAUGAGGACAUGCUGCGGGACAUAAUGAAAGCAUGUAUCAUUAUGCACAACAUGAUUGUUGAAGAUGAGUGA
This is a messenger RNA of Chenopodium quinoa (quinoa), 456 nucleotides long. RefSeq lists its product as uncharacterized. The coding region runs from base 1 to 456 and encodes 151 amino acids. The transcript has 2 exons. The record is from RefSeq and is a predicted model, not a curated record. Lineage: Eukaryota; Viridiplantae; Streptophyta; Magnoliopsida; Caryophyllales; Amaranthaceae.